Molecule: messenger RNA, 360 nt
Organism: Zygosaccharomyces rouxii
Lineage: Eukaryota; Fungi; Ascomycota; Saccharomycetes; Saccharomycetales; Saccharomycetaceae
Gene: RPS26A
Product: 40S ribosomal protein eS26
Exons: 1
Coding region: 1-360 (119 amino acids)
Biological process (GO): translation
Cellular component (GO): cytosolic small ribosomal subunit; ribosome
Molecular function (GO): mRNA binding; structural constituent of ribosome
Source: RefSeq, a predicted model, not a curated record
AUGCCUAAGAAGAGAGCUUCCAACGGUAGAAACAAGAACGGUAGAGGUCACGUCAAACCAGUUAGAUGCGUUAACUGCUCUAAGAGUGUCCCUAAGGAUAAGGCCAUCAAGAGAAUGGCUAUCAGAAACAUCGUUGAAGCUGCUGCCAUCAGAGACAUGUCCGAGGCUUCUGUCUACGCUGAAUACGCUCUUCCAAAGACUUACAACAAGUUGCACUACUGUGUUUCUUGUGCUAUUCACGCAAGAAUCGUGAGAGUCAGAUCUAGAGCUGACAGAAGAAUCAGAACUCCUCCUCAGAGGCAAAGAUUCAACAGGGACAACAGAGUCUCCCCUGCCGAUGCCGCCAAGAAGGCUUUGUAA